Messenger RNA from Eutrema salsugineum, 2935 nucleotides. RefSeq names its product pre-mRNA-processing protein 40C. The transcript is spliced from 14 exons. Bases 201 to 2714 code for a protein of 837 amino acids. Gene Ontology annotation, molecular function: transcription coregulator activity; RNA polymerase binding. NCBI's taxonomy places the organism in Eukaryota, Viridiplantae, Streptophyta, Magnoliopsida, Brassicales, Brassicaceae. The record is from RefSeq and is a predicted model, not a curated record. Gene Ontology annotation, cellular component: nucleus.
GUGUCUAUCUUCCCACGAUCUAUCUUUUACCGUCGGCUAAACUUCGUUCUCCUGAAUCUCGACAUCGACUUCUGAUCCCUCCUCCACUCUAAACCCUAACUUCUUCGUUCGCGCGCUUCGACGACCGAAGCCGCCGGCAAUUCAAUUUCUCUUCGGCGACUGAUACUCGUCCCACCGAAUAUUUCACUCUUCAAUAGGUGAUGGAAGGAGAGAAUACAACUGAGCCGCUGAAUUCGGCGGCGGCGCCUACGGGACAAGGUUUAUUCGUCCGAUCUUCUCCAAGUGAUUCAGUAUUGGCCACUGCUUCGAGUAUAUCUCUUCCGGACCAGAAGGACCAAUCCUCUAUGUCUGUUGCUACUACAGUUUUUGUCUCUCAGUCAGUUUCAUCUUCUGUGCAGCAUUCUAAUGCAGCAGCCUCCUCAAAUAUUAAUCCCAUACCUCAAGCUUCACCAAUGCUACCAAAUCCGCCUUUUGGUCGACCAGGAACACUCGCCCCUCCUGGACUAAUGACAUCUCCACCUGCUUUUCCUGGUUCCAACCCUUUCUCUACAACUCCAAGACCCGGGAUGUCUGCAGGUCCUGCUCAUAUCAAUCCUGGUAUUCACUCGCACAUGUAUCCUCCAUAUCAUUCACACCCUACAAUGCAUGGAACGCCUCAAGGAAUGUGGUUGCAGCCUCCCCAUAUGGGUGGUAUUCCCAGGGCACCUUUUCAUUCGCAUCCUACUCCUUUUCCUGGCUCUUACCCUUUUUCAGUUCGUGGAAUUUCUCCUCACCUACCAUAUUCUGGUCCUCAACCGCUUGGAGGCGUUCCUAUCGGAAGUGCUGGCAGUGUUCAGGCGUUACCAGGCCAUCAGCUUGAUAUUUCUCCCAGGCAAAAGACAGAAGCACUCUCAGGAAUCGAUGACAGAGCUGGUUCUCAGCUAGUAGGAAAUCGGGUGGAGGCCUGGACUGCACAUAAAUCCGAGACAGGAAUUGUUUACUAUUAUAACUCGGUGACAGGGCAAUCGACCUAUGAAAAGCCUCCUGGGUUUGAAGGGGAGCCUGAUAAAGUGCCGGUGCAGCCAAUUCCUGUUUCUAUGGAGAAUUUACAUGGGACGGAUUGGGCUCUUGUGUCCACAAAUGAUGGCAAAAUGUAUUACUACAACAAUAAAACAAAGGUAAGCAGUUGGCAAAUUCCGGCCGAGGUUAGAGAUUUGGCGAAGAAAACAGAGGAGAUGUCUACGGAGAGUUUAGCUCCUUUGUCAAGUGCUGAUUUAACGGAAAAAGAUUCGGAUCAAUCGACUUUGAACGCACCUGCUAUUAGCAAUGGUGGUCGGGAUGCCACAUCUCUCAGAACUACAAAUUUUCCUGGUUCCUCGACACUUGAUUUGGUUAAAAAGAAACUACAUGAUUCUGGAUUGCCCGUCUCAUCGAUGACAACAUCUGAAGCAAAUGGUGGUAAAGCAAUUGAGGUCACACCUAGUGGAGAGAGUGGAAAUGGUAUGGGUAAGGUAAAAGAUGCUCCUGAAGCUGGUGACCUUUCUGAUUCUUCGUCAGAUUCCGAAGAUGAUGAUAGUGGACCAUCGAAGGAAGAGUGUAUUAAACAGUUUAAGGAAAUGCUCAAGGAGAGAGGAAUAGCACCGUUUUCUAAAUGGGAGAAGGAACUGCCAAAAAUUAUCUUUGACCCUCGCUUUAAGGCAAUACCAAGUCAUUCCGUUAGAAGAUCUUUAUUCGAGCAGUACGUAAAGACGCGUGCUGAGGAAGAACGCAGGGAAAAGCGUGCUGCUCAUAAGGCAGCUGUUGAAGGUUUCAAGCAGUUGCUGGACGAAGCGUCUAAGGACAUUGAUCAACACACUGAUUAUCAUGGUUUCAAAAGGAAAUGGGGGAAUGAUCUGCGGUUCGAAGCACUUGAGCGGAAGGAGAGAGAAGCUUUGCUGAAGGAAAGAGUCCUUCAUUUUAAACGCACUGCUGAACAAAAGUCUCAAGAAAUCCGCACAGCUGCUGCUUCUGAUUUCAAGACAAUGCUACGUGAAAGAGGAGUCUCAAUAAAUUCACAUUGGUCCAAGGUCAAGGAUAGUCUAAGAAAUGAUCCAAGGUAUAGAUCUGCUGUGCACGAGGAUAGGGAGGUCUUUUUUAAUGAGUACAUUGCGGAAGUAAAAGCUGCACAAAGAGGAGAUGAUCAUGAGACGAAAGCCAGAGAUGAAGAGGAUAAACUGAGAGAACGGGAGCGGGAAUUGCGGAAACGGAAAGAAAGAGAAGUGCAAGAGGUGGAAAGAGUACGCCAAAAAAUUAGAAGGAAAGAGGCAGUCUCUUCUUAUCAAGCAUUGCUAGUGGAAAAGAUCAGAGACCCUGAGGCAUCGUGGACAGAAUCUAAGCCGAAGCUUGAAAGGGAUCCUCAAAAACGCGCCUCUAAUCCAGAUUUAGAUUCUGCUGAUAAAGAGAAGCUAUUCCGAGACCACAUAAAGACAUUGUACGAGCGGUGUGCACAUGACUUCAAAGCUCUUUUAGUUGAAGUCUUGUCAUCGGAAGCUGCUUCUCAACAGACGGAAGAAGCAAAGACUGUGCUUAAUUCUUGGUCAACGGCUAAACAAUUACUCAAACCCGAUAUCCGCUACAGCAAGAUGCCCAGAAAUGAUAGAGAAGUCUUAUGGCGCCGAUAUGCUGAAGAUAUUUUGAGGAAACAGAAACAAGAAAGCCAUCAAAAGGAAGAGAAACAGAGAGAUUACAAGACUUAACAAUUGUUAAAAGAUCAAUUCUAAGCUCUUUUGAUUUCUCAUUCAUCAAUCAGCUUUGUAUACUUAAUAGAACAGCAAACCAUGCAAUCUUUUUUAAGUGCUUUUUUUUUUGUUUUUUUGGAACAACCUUCUUUUAAGUGUUUAUUUUUAACUUUUAGAACUAUAACAAAGAUCCUGUCUUGGAGGUAUUUUCUUGUAUUUUUUAAUUUUUGUUAACUAAA